This is a messenger RNA of Angiostrongylus costaricensis, 405 nucleotides long. The record is from the annotation of a GenBank genome assembly. NCBI's taxonomy places the organism in Eukaryota, Metazoa, Nematoda, Chromadorea, Rhabditida, Metastrongylidae.
AGUGUAACAAUAUCGUCUCCUUACAGUGGAGGAAUAAUUAGUCGUAGAUGUGCAGAAACGAUAAACAGAGAUUGGUGUGCAGUGAGCUUUUAUACAUUCGGUAGGACAGCCAGUUUUGGUUGCGCCAAUGACUUUACCAUACCAUUCGGCGCCCAGACUUGUGGUGAUGGUCCCGGCUUUAUUAACCAGCAAGGAUGUCGUAUGGCCAACACACCAUCCGGUCCAUGCUAUUUUUGUUGUUGUCGUGGUGGAUCCUGCAAUCAUCCGGCAGUUUUUGCACGUGAUGCGGCUUCAGUCCUUAUUCCUGAACAAUAUCCUCAACGAAUGUUCUGGAACAGUGCUCGUUCCCUAAUCGAUUUUCGAACAGCUAUGAUCUCUGUUUAUAUCGUAGUUCGUAUACAAUAA